AUGGCCGACGACGGUAGUGAUUUGACCGGCAAAUUCACUCUCGACGAUUGUCUACAUGUUCUGAAAGAUGUCUUCGGCCAUGAGGAUUACAAGGGCAAACAGAAGGAGAUAUUUGAGGCUGCUGCGUCAGGACGAGAUGUCCUCGUGGUGGCACCUACUGGCAUGGGGAAGAGCAUCUGCUUCCAAGUCCCAGCACUAGCCCAGGAUGAAGGUCUUACUAUCGUUGUAUCCCCGCUACUCGCCCUGAUCAAGAACCAGGUCGCACGGCUGCGCCAGAACCAUGUCCGUGUGGCAGCAUUAUCCUCGGAUGUCUCUCGGCUAGAGCAGGAUGAGAUCAAAGAGGAUUUGUCGUCUGGGGAGCCUUCCAACAGGUUGCUUUACAUUACACCGGAGAGACUUAGUACCGGAGAGAUCCACAGACUGUUAACUGUUGUGUACGAGGCGAAUAAUUUGAACCGCUUGGUCGUAGACGAGGCCCAUUGUAUCUCGGAAUGGGGACACGACUUCCGAGCAGAAUAUCGCCAGCUUGGGGCAUUUCGCAGGAAGUUUCCGGGCGUACCCAUCAUGGCACUCACUGCCAGUGCCACACCGACGGUUCAGGAUGACAUUAUUAAGAGCUUGAGAAUGUCUGAGGAUCAUUGCAAGCUCGUACAUCCGUUCAACAGGUCGAACCUCUUCUACGAAGUUAGAUAUCACGCUUCGAAUGAUACGAUGGUUCAGAUGGAAGAUGUCUUCAGCUACAUCAGCAGCCUACAUCGACGACGCAAUAGGCCAUCGUCUGGGAUCGUAUAUUGCCGCACUCGUGCUACUUGCAACGAACUAUCACACUUCCUACGAGGAAGAGGGCUGAAUUCGAAGCCUUAUCAUAAGGGGAUCAAACCCGAUGCCCUUGACAAGACUUUGACGGAUUGGCUCAAGGGCGGAGACGGUGAAGAAGGUAUAGAUAUCGUCUGUGCCACAAUUGCUUUCGGAAUGGGCAUUGAUAAGAGUGACGUUCGGUAUAUCAUUCACUUUGACCUGCCCAAGAGCUUCGAAGGGUAUUACCAAGAAACAGGACGAGCGGGAAGAGACGAUUUGGCCGCGAAAUGCGUCCUUUAUUUCUCCAGAGAGGACGCGCUCCGUGUGAAAAGUCUUGUGGCAAAGUCCCAGAGCGUUCGUCAAAUCACGGCAGAAUCUGCCCACGCUCCUCCUCCGAGUCAACGGGCCGUCAAUAGUCUGGGCUCCCUAAUCAAGUUCGCCGAGAACGUUGAUAUCUGUCGACAUCUGUUGAUAUGCAGAUAUUUUGGCGAAGUCAUCGACGCGAACGAUACCGAGCUUGUGAAGACCUUCUGCGAUGGAAUGUGUGACGUGUGUAAAUACCCCGAGAAGACAAAGAAGCGACGGGAGGCUCUCUCUUCACACGAACAAGUCGCCACACAAUCGGCCAAACUCCUCCGCCACUCAGUCGAAGAAGACGAUUCCUAUCCCGUACAUCGAGUUCGAGCUCUUCGGGCUGUCCCACCACCGCUACUACCAAACGCAGCAGCAUCUGGGUCGAAACCCCUACGGUCCGAAUCGAAAGACACCACUAAACACUCUAGUGCAAAGAAUUACCCUUCUGUACCGAGCGCAGGGUCGACGAUUCUCUCGUACGGUGCGAAGACGAACUACGUGGGCCCAGGCAUAUUACGCUCCCGUGCCCAGGGAUUGAAGCGGACUGCUAGCGGGUCUUCCAACUCCACUGCGACGGGGAGCGAAGGUGAUCCGGCCAAGCGGCAAAAGAUCGACUACUCUGCGGCUACAAAUGGUGCCAGGCCAUCUUUGAGAAAGCCAAAGCAGGCUGCCACGGGGUUCAAAGUGCCUUUCAAGACCCCUUUCAAGACACCUAGCGAAGCGGCCGGGUCUGACCCACCCGAUCAUGCAGACGAAACCCUCGAUACAAUCAAGCAAGAGCCGGACGCUGCCAAAGUCCAGACUGAUGAGGAGGCCUCUCCACGACGGCGAAGUAAGCGAAGAGAUAGUAGUCGGGCUUCGUUAACAGAGGACGCGGCUCCAAGCUCGUCGCCCAUCAAGCUACCCGACGACGAGGUCGAUUUGGAUGUAUCAUUCUCGCAGAAGAUUCCCAAAUCUCUUCGGGAUGAGACAUUCACCUCGAUACGUCGUGCAUUGCACAAGGCCUUUGCCAAAGCGGAAUUGUGGGAGAAGCUCAGAAUGAAGACCGCUAAGGAGACGAGAAGGAACGCUGUACUUUCGGAUGCUGCCCAAGAGCUAGAGUUUCAAGUGCAUUCGUUCAGCACCACGAAAGAGGGAUAUCAGACCCGUGCACGGUCGCAAGUCGCCACUGUGAAGCAGCUGGUGCAAGUGGAUGCUUGGUCUGCCAGCGGUGGUGAGGAUUUUGAAGACGCGAGGGAUGUGGUGGCGAUGCUUCGUAGGACGUGCAAGUCCUCGAAGUCUUCGGGUAAGUGAUGGAUCAAGUACUCUUAUCCUGUAUAUAUAUGACUAUACCCAGUGCUCCAAGUGUAUUUAUAUUGUAUCCAUGGAAUACUAUCUUUUUACACGGCAAGGCUGCUCACGCAGUCGUAACUCAGCUGGGUGAACAGAUUCGACGACUUUAUUUAGGGCAGAGUGAGCUGAGCAUCAGACAGUCCAUGUGCGGAUGCCCUCCUCUGCUCUGCCCAUCGGCGCAUCGUGUAGAGUAGGUCGGCCGCGUCCUCGAUGAAAGUCAAAGAUCGCAGAGCUCCCAGCAAAAGUUUUUCCAUUCUCUUCUCCGCACCGAUUACAGAUUACCACGAUGGUUCUAUCGGGCUCCGAUUGACCUUGCAUCUGCUCCGGUGCAUUCACUGACGUUGACUCCGUCCAGAAUGGUCGUAACCUAGCUGCCCAAUAAUUCACAGUCGACCACGACGGCUCCUCAGCGUCUUCCUCGUCUCCGUCGCCUGGAUCCAACCAGGCGUUCAACAGGAUGAGAACGUUGACCCUGUUGGUCGUGCAGUACUCUGCUACUUCGUAUGGACCAUCCUCGAGUCGCCAAUCGUUGGGAGGGAAAGGGUUUAGGUCCAUGCAGAUGGCCGUGCUCAACGUGUUCAAUGGCACAGGGAGCCUGUACGAGACGAAGCCGGAACCUUCUUUUGCCCAUGUUCGAUCAGUCUCGAAGAGAUUCGUCUUGCGAUAGUUCCCGAUUGGCUGGCCAUCAGGACCAUAGAGCAGCGCGCUAUUCGCUCCAACAAUGUCGACGUCGUUUCCCUUAUCGUCCUUCCGCUUGCCAACCUCGUGUGUUUCAAGUUUCUCGGGAUAGCCUGCGGUGACAUGGCAAUUCAGCUGUUGUGCAAGCUGCGAGCAGAACGUCGAGGUGGGCCCGGAAUACGGCUUCUCUAGGAAAGGGGAGAUAGCUGUGGCACCGGAGAAGUUGUAUCCAGUUAGGAUCAUCUCAGGAAGGCAAAGCAGGUCCAGUGAGUGCGGUUGAAUUCGUGCACAUAGCAGGCGAGCCUUCUCUAUAUUGUGUUGAACCUGCCCGAUUUCAGGGGCAAACUGCACGACACCGAUCCGGAGCCUUGGGGUAUCUC
Molecule: messenger RNA, 3542 nt
Organism: Stereum hirsutum FP-91666 SS1
Lineage: Eukaryota; Fungi; Basidiomycota; Agaricomycetes; Russulales; Stereaceae
Product: ATP-dependent DNA helicase
Exons: 34
Coding region: 1-2445 (814 amino acids)
Biological process (GO): double-strand break repair via homologous recombination
Cellular component (GO): chromosome; cytoplasm
Molecular function (GO): 3'-5' DNA helicase activity; nucleic acid binding; ATP binding
Source: RefSeq, a predicted model, not a curated record